AAGCACAGAUUAUACACGAUUUCAUAGCCGACUAGAUUGUAUAGCCAAGUGAGGCGUUCGAUUUUUGAAAUUUUAAAAGUUUGUGUUCGAUUUUAUCUGUCGCGUGGGGCAGUCGCCCCCUGGGGCUCGACCGUGGAGGACGAGGGGGGAGCGUUGUUCGGGCGGCUGCAGGGCGCGCUGCGGGGCGGCGCCGCAGCGGCUUCGCCCUCGCGUGUCGCUAGCUCCAUCAGGGGUUACCUGACUAACAAGGUCGGCUCUUUCCAGCUGAGAGAUACAGGUUCCGAAGUCCCAUACGAGGGUCGCGGCGAGGGACAGCGUUAACAAAUGUCCACUGGAAUUAUCAACGAAGCAAUAAAUAUAGAAUCUUAUUUGUACGAUAUGCUGUUUAAUGAGAUACAUUUCUGAGAGUGAAUUGAUCGCACCAAGAUGGCGGAAGAAGGACCUCAAACGAUCUGGCAGAAGAUCGACAACUCGGUCAUCCCUUUUAUCAACCUGGAAGUCCGAGAAGUGAGGGAGAUACUAUGGGAGAAGAUUCAGGAACCGACGUCGCAGAGGAAGAUCAUCCUUGUUAUAGUAUCUAUAGCCCUGCUUUUAGAUAACAUGUUGUACAUGGUGAUAGUGCCCAUUAUACCUGACUAUUUGAGAUACAUCGGCGCUUGGGGAGAAGCAGGCUAUGAUCAUGUAGUUACUCUAGCUCCAAUUAUCGAGGGUAAUCGAACAAUCAUACCAACCAAAAUCAUUCCUGCGUCACAUGAAGGCCAAGACUCAGCGACCGGAGUUCUCUUUGCAUCUAAAGCUAUAGUACAACUUAUGAUUAAUCCUUUCUCUGGUGCCUUAAUCGAUCGUAUUGGGUACGAUAUACCCAUGAUGUUCGGUCUAAUCAUUAUGUUUCUCUCGACUUCAAUCUUCGCCUGCGGAAGAAGUUAUGGUAUGCUGUUCUUUGCUAGAAGUUUACAAGGUGUUGGGUCUGCAUUUGCUGAUACAUCUGGCUUAGCGAUGAUAGCUGAUAGAUUCACAGAAGAAUCCGAACGUUCAAAAGCCCUUGGUAUCGCGUUGGCAUUCAUUAGUUUCGGCUGUCUUGUUGCUCCACCAUUCGGAGGAGCAUUGUAUCAGUUCGCUGGAAAAGAGGUACCGUUUCUUAUUCUCGCUCUGAUUUCCUUGCUAGAUGGUUUUAUGUUACUCCUUGUCAUGAAGCCCUUGAAAACUCAGAUGAAGGAAGCGCAGCAACCUAAGCCAAACGGUACACCAAUUUGGAAACUGUUGAUGGAUCCAUACAUAGCGGUAUGCGCCGGAGCACUCAUGAUGUCUAACGUUGCGUUAGCAUUCUUGGAACCUACAAUAUCCUUCUGGAUGGAAGACAAUCUUACUAAAGAUAACUGGAAAAUAGGUAUGAUAUGGCUACCGGCGUUCUUUCCUCAUGUUUUGGGUGUUAUAAUCACCGUGAAAAUGGCCAAGCAAUAUCCGCAACAUCAAUGGCUUAUGGCAGCCGGCGGAUUGGCAUUAGAGGGGCUAUGUUGCUUUAUAAUUCCUUUCGCUAGCUCGUACAAAAUGCUCAUGAUACCAAUUUGUGGGAUAUGUUUCGGCAUCGCCUUGAUUGACACAGCGUUGCUCCCAACACUCGGGUACUUAGUGGAUGUGAGAUAUGUGUCAGUAUAUGGCAGCAUCUACGCGAUUGCUGAUAUAUCUUAUUCAUUUGCAUACGCCGUGGGACCGAUAAUCGCGGGCGAGGUGGUUGAAAUGAUUGGCUUUACUGCUCUCAAUCUCUUCAUUGCCUUCAGUAAUCUUCUAUACGCACCUGUAUUGAUGUACCUCAGGCAUAUUUAUGAUUUCAAACCUUUUGAAAAUGAGGCGAAUAUACUCAUGGCUGAUCCUCCGGAUAAGGAGUAUCAGACUUAUAGUAUGCAAGAUCAGCGGCCGGUGAACGGGGAGUAUAAGAAUCAUUUGGAAUACUCUAACGUGCAAGGGCAAGACACUUCUGUACAGGAGUCAAAUGUGGAUAACUCCCGAGACGACUAUCAGCAAGGUUAUCAGAAUUAUUCGCAAGGUUAUGAACAGCAAGGGUUCCAGCAAGAGGCGUACAGUCAACCGCGGCAGCUGCCGGCACAACCGCAGCCUGUCGCCAGCAACCCCUUCAGAGCGGCCACAGCGGCAUCUCCUGCGCCUCCCCCCGCACCAGCACCGACCCCUAACCCCGUUCGGAACCCCUUCCGACAAGGCUUCUAGAGCUAUUUCGUGUUGUUGUGUAUAUUUUUAAAAUUACUUGUUGUAUAAUUAUAAAUGUCUUAUAGUAAACUUCGAUCACUGAGUCGCUUACCGUCUGCGACGUUAUUUAGUAUCAGACGAAAUAAUUUAUCUAGCUGUGCUUAAUGUCGUAGAUUUUGAAGCUGCUCAUGAAAUGGCACCGAAGUGAGUAUCGAACAUUGGCUACUAAAUGUAGCUUGACUCUUAUCACUUCGACGCCAUUUUGUAAACAGAAUUUCUUGUUGAUCUUGUUCAUACUGAUGUAACUGUUAACCGUUUAACUCUUUAAAGGUUUCGCGUUUUCUCACAGAGAAAUUAAAUUAUUGUAUUACCAUUUAUAUAUUCGGAAAAGGAGAUUUCAUACAAAUUUGUAAAACCUAACACGUUUUAUAUAAUCGAAAAAUAAUUACUUGAUAGGAAUGUAACUAUAAAUGGUAUUUAAUAACAAUAGGUAUUUGUACCUAAAAUAUAUAAAAAGCACGUAUUUUAGUACUAUAAGAUGUUUCACUCUAUAAUUCAUGUGAGGGCCUAACAUCGUGGUAUUUGUAGAUAAGGCACUUACUGAAAUUACUUCUUAGGUAUUGCCAUCCAUGAAGUAUUUAAGGUCGUGAUUAGGAUGACAUACGAGGCGUUGCUUGCUGCGCUAGUGAAUUCAUCUGAUUAAACAUUAAUUGUCAAAAAUCUAUGAAAAUCACGACCUAAAUAGUCAAUGGGAUAAAUGAAUUGCAAUAUAGUUACAAACUCACUUUCUCAUUUUCCGUCUCGUAUUGCAAAACGUUUCUACGUAAAUGUUGACUAGAAUUAAAAGGACGUUACUCCCAUAAUAGAGUAUAACAAUUUAUGCUUUCAGCAAUAUUAGAAUAAGGUUUAAUAUCAAUUCGUAACUGUAUAUCAAUUAUUAACUUUAGAUUAGUCCUCAACUUGUGAUAGAAGUUGCAACCAAGGUAACAAAACAUAUCAGAAUCUUUUGAUUCAAUCUAGAAUAAGCUAAAUUAUUGUUAGUGAUAUUUUUGUGUGUGUACAGUAGUGUAGAUUAUAGAUAUAUUUGCGAUAAAAUUAUAAUAUAUAUUUUAAAUCAUUUGUAACAUUGAGACAGCGUUUUAAGCGCAGUAUAGUUAUUUUAAUAUUUUCGAAAACAAAUCAUUAACAUAACAUUUAAUAACAUACUUACGUUAAAUUUAUUGAUUUUACAAGUCUGCCACUAUGACCGCGAUUUUAAACUAAUUAUUUAUACUAAUGGUAAUGAAUUGUACAAGAUAUGACGUGCCCAAUUGUCAAUUGAUCGAUUGUAUAGAGGAUAUUGUUUAAUGUAAUGUUAUAUUUAUUAAACGUAACUAUUAAUGAUGUAAAACUUAUUUGCGAACUCACGUGCUUUUUCAAUUAUUUUAAAAUAGCAGUGUUUUUAACUCUAUUAACAUAAUACUGAUUGUUUUGGCGUUUCGUAAGAGUGUUUCUUGAAUGGAUAUGUUUUGAAAGUGUAUAAAAGUUAGCCUGCAAAGUACAAUAGGAUUUGUAGACAUGGGUGCACAGAUGUGGUGAUGCGCACAACGUUUCAAUUUUUUUCGAGUGCACAAAAAUUAAUGCAUAAAAUACCUCUUAGUUGAAACAUUCGAAGAACGAGUUGGGACAGUUUCGAAGUAAGUUUUAUGCUACGCAGCUACGAACAAAUAUUGCAUUGAUUGUUGUGCACAUUUGUAAUUAAUGUUAACUAGGGUAAGAUUGGUGAUCUGUUGAUGUAAGUUAAGGUCAAUUUUCGUGUCAAAUUCUCCCGAAAUUCAAUUAAUAAGUAGUUAUUGUCAGCGCUGAUAUUAUGCUUAUUGUUAAAUGUGAGUGAAUUUUUGUUAUAUUGUUGUUUAAAAACGUUAUAGAUUGAACGAAAACGAAAUGGUAUGGGGUUAAAUUCCGAUGGCGGAGAGGUUACCUUUAGGAGUGCUUUUAAUGAGACGAGUCAGAAAACAUAUUAAUUAUUGUUAAAUACUUAAGUUAGAUUAUCCAACUUUUAAUAAGGUUCAUUUCGUUGCUACCUACAAUUACAGGUAAUUUUAGUUCAUAUUUAUUGUUUAUUCUGUUUCUUUUUGUUGGAAUAAUCGAUUAUGAUAUGUUUUCUUUUGUGUUUGAAUUGGCGCCCUUUGUUGUUUAGCGCCUACAUGUACUCUUUAACUCUAUUCGAAAGCCGAGGAUGGCGAGGAUCUUAGAACAACGAUUAUCAAAGGACGUUUUUAUAUGAAAAUAUAACUAAAAUUCACGAUUCAUUUUAAAUAUAACGCUGAAUAUAUCACUAAGUGUUAGUGGUUUUAUGUCUAUUUUAUAUUAGCAAUAACGUAACCAGCUAUAUCACAUACAUAUCACUAGAUAAGGUUAUACAAUUUAUUAUUAAAUUAUAUGCAGUAGUGAUACUUAUAAGAUUAUACACAAGGUGUUGUAGGUUAAGACUUCUUACUAUGAACUAGUAACAUUUGUUUUGGAAUAUUUAUACCGUAAACUCACAGGAAAAUAUAACCAAUUGUAAUGUAAACAUAUCAAAUAUACAUUAUUAUUUGGAUUAAGUAUUGUCCAUAACUCUUAUAAUAGAAACAAAUGUUAUUGGCUCAGUGUAUUUUGAAAUCAUUUGUAUUUUAUAAAAAUGCUUCUUUCAUAUAUUUUGAACACGCACAUGGUAGUCCAUUUACUAUAUCGCUUUUAUUCCUUAUUUUAAGGAUUAUUUUGAUACUAGUUAACUUCUUUGUAAUCAAAAUUUAUUUCAGAAGUAUUUCAGAUCGUAAUUUGUCAGUGAUUACAUCGGAGGUCGAUAUGAUUAUUAACCUAAUUUAAUAUUAGUUCCGUUGUUUAAAGAAACAACGCAAAUUUAUGCACAUUUAAUGUUUUGCAUUUGUGAUCCACAUUUAAUUCUCAGUUCUGAUCGUUCCAAAUAUCAGAGUUUUUAGUUUGCAGUUGUGUGUUUAGUAGAUCAAACCCGUCCGAUAGUUCUAUCUAUAAAUUCAUUAUUUAUUUAACUUUCAUCAUAAAAUCCAUAUCAUUUAUGUCAUAUCAUGUGCUCUAUUUUAUCAUCAUAUUAAUUAGCGUUCGUAAAUUAAUUUGUUUUACAUACGGAACUGAAGUUUUACAUAACAUAAUGUAAUUUCGAAAAAUAUCAAACCACAUUAUUAUCAUAAAUGUCAAGAUUAAACUUUUGUAUGUAAAGUGAAUGAAGGAAUGAUAUCUGAGAUAAGAAAUCCAUUACAUUUAUUUUAUUCCUGAAUACGAAACUUUUAUGAUUUGUAAAUAUUCUAUUGUAACUUUUUAAAACAAGAUAUUGUAAAGUAUUAAAUUUUGAAAGUAGAUAUUAUUAUUUUAUCUUCUAUUUUGUUUUAAAAAAUAUAUUUUUAGGAUAACUAAUGUUAAGUAAGAGUUGUACAUAUAGAAAAAAGCCCACACAGAAGCGAGUGAUAUAAAAAUCUUUUUUCAUACCAUAAUCUCUUCUGUCUCUCUUCUUCUCUUGCUAUAUACCCACUAUAUCUCUUUCUAUGAACAUUUAAUGUAUUUUACUAUUUAUUCUGUCACAUAAGACCUUACCCUUGGCGAGGAUACGAAAUGACUAAAUUUUAAUGAAAUUUCCUACAAAUUGGGAAAUGUAAUCUCGUUACCAGCGUUAGGGAACUCGGAAGCUGCGACAUUAUUUAUCUGUGCCGCAAAUUCGAUUUUAUCGAGUUUAAAGAGGACGUAUAUUGUAUAGGUAUUCUGUAGUAUUUUGUAGUUAUAUGUUCUGAGUUUAUACACUUCGUGGGUAUAAUAUCAUUAUCAAUUGUCAUUUACUUUCAUAUUUAAUAGUUCUUUUUUAGGUUUAGAUUUAGUGUUAUUAUAAUUUAUUGAUGUUGUAUAAAUAACAUAUGAACGAAAAAUCAAUCCUCAUUCAAUAUCGAGUAAUUAUUAAAAAAUACAUCUAUUAAAAUAUUUAGAAAUAUGAAGCUCAAUUAAA
Molecule: messenger RNA, 6196 nt
Organism: Zerene cesonia (dogface butterfly)
Lineage: Eukaryota; Metazoa; Arthropoda; Insecta; Lepidoptera; Pieridae
Gene: VAChT
Product: vesicular acetylcholine transporter
Exons: 2
Coding region: 427-2223 (598 amino acids)
Biological process (GO): acetylcholine biosynthetic process; neuromuscular synaptic transmission; transmembrane transport
Cellular component (GO): AP-1 adaptor complex; neuron projection; terminal bouton
Molecular function (GO): acetylcholine transmembrane transporter activity; xenobiotic transmembrane transporter activity; choline O-acetyltransferase activity
Source: RefSeq, a predicted model, not a curated record